This is a messenger RNA of Photinus pyralis (common eastern firefly), 1151 nucleotides long. RefSeq names its product phenoloxidase-activating factor 1-like. The transcript has 4 exons. Gene Ontology annotation, molecular function: serine-type endopeptidase activity. Bases 71 to 931 code for a protein of 286 amino acids. Lineage: Eukaryota; Metazoa; Arthropoda; Insecta; Coleoptera; Lampyridae. Gene Ontology annotation, biological process: proteolysis. The record is from RefSeq and is a predicted model, not a curated record.
GUUUUUUCAGUGAGAGCGUUUAAAUAUAUUUGUAAUCUACGCAUUUUGUUACAAUUAGUUCGAGAAAAAGAUGGCCAAGUACCUUGGCGUACUAUGCUUGGUGCUUGCAGGAAAACUACCAGGCGCUCUUCUGCAAGAUACUUUACUGGCUAGUAGACAGUUUUGCGGAUAUCAACAUUCAGAUGAUUACCAUAGAAACGAUGCAUCCAUUUCUCUAGAUGAAUUUCCAUGGUCCGCGCAAUUAGUGUACAACCACAGCAAUGCCGUAGACUGUAGUGGGUCUCUUGUAAGCCGUAGGUACGUGCUCACUUCCGCAAACUGUCUAAGUACGCCAUUUUCCAUUCUUAUUGGUGUGCGACUUGGAGAUUACAAUGUAACCAGUGAUAGAGACUGCGUCCAAGGUACAUUUGGAGAAGAAUGCAGUGAUCCUACGCAAUACUUUUUAGUAGAAGAACAGAUAGCUCACCCGGCGUACUAUGCCGGUGCAGCCGAGCAUAACGUCGCACUACUCCGACUGUCCAAUGAUGUUACGUAUUCAGAGUAUAUUCGUCCAAUCUGUUUGCCGAGAUCAUCAGAUCGUCGGGAACUUAGCACUGGACGGGAACUGACAACCACAGGUUGGGGAACCCUUCGCGACGGAGUGACCAAAACUGAAAUUAAAAAGAAGGUUGUGGCAACCCUCGUCCCCACGCGGAGAUGUGCGCGAUUCCUUCCCAACAGCGCUGUCUUGCCCAGUUACCUUUGCGUUAAAGAGAAGCAUACGUUUACAUGCGGGGGAGAUGGUGGUGCUCCAUUGAUGGUGUCUGAAAGGAGUCAGUGGGAGCAAGUGGGAAUUCUUGUCUUUGGAGGGAAGUGCGGCAGUAGAACGCCAACCGCUUAUGCAAAAGUAGCCUUUUACCUAGAUUGGAUCGUUGCAAAAUUGCGCCCCUAGCACCACAUUGAUCCUAAGUAAGCCAUUGAUGCCAAAUUUUGUUCAUAAAUGAUCUAACCACCAGAUAACUUAUUAGAUUUUUGUAAAACUAAAACUAUGCUCUUCCGGUUACCAAAUCGGUUUUGGAACAUGAUUGAUUUGUACGCUAAUAUUUAACAAAGUAACAGUUUCCAACUUUUGUUUUUUGAGUACCCGUAUAUCGAAGAAUUCGUGAUUAAAA